ACCCCUGUGCCCUGCCCACCCCAGCGGUCCCUCUCCAGCCCCGCCAGAGCCAAUCCGCGGCGGGGUGUAAAGUAGGGCAAGCCGCUUCCUGGUUCAAGGAGGAGCUGCCUGGAGUUGGAAUGGGCCAGCGGAGUCAGAGAGGGGGGAGAACAGCCCAGCGAGCCGGCGGUCUGCAAAGAGAGAGCCGAGGCAGGGGGAUAUAAACGCCGGCAGAGAGACAAGAAGAGGCGGAUAUUACAGAGAACUCCCGGAUGAUACGUGAUUCGUCAGAGGGACUGGUGUGAGAUUUUGGACAGUGCCGAGAGAGCGGUGACCCCCGGGGGGAGAGAGACGGGUGGGAGUGAAUACAGGAAGUACAGAAGCCGGUCAGGUGGGACGCGACGAGAUAACAUAGGUGACACCGGCGCACAGCUUUGUAUCCCUGGAAACCUUUUGGCUCUGCUGGAGAAGAACAGAAACAGGAAGACGUGGAAAAUAGAGAGGGAGGAAGAGAGCAGGGACCCGUCCUCAUCUGAGUUUAUGGACUGGAGGUAAGAGGUGGCGAUGUCUCCAGGAGAGGACGGUCUGAUUGGGAUCCCCUUCCCAGAGCACAGCAGCGAGAUCCUGUUCCGCCUCAACGCCCAGCGCAGGGCGGGGCUACUCUGUGACCUCACCCUGACCUCGCGGGGUGCCCGCUACCCUACCCACCGCUCUGUCAUGGCUGCCGUCAGCCUCUACUUCCGCGGGCUGUUUGGAGCGGAGGAGGGGGCCGAGGCAGGGGGUGAGGCGGGGGGAGGAGGAGGGUUCAGUGUGUGCCAGCUGGACUGUGUCGCGCCCGAUGCCCUGGGUGCCCUGCUGGAGUUUGCUUACACGGCCACCCUGACCAUCCGCAGCUCUGGCAUGAGAGACGUGUUGAGAGGAGCUCAGUUACUGGGGAUCCAGUGUGUGGUUGAUGCCUGUAGAGACAUACUGGGGGAGACGGCGGGGGAGGUAGAGUGGGAGACGGGGGAGGAGAGGGUACAGGCGGAGAGGGAGAGAAGGGUGAUGAAGAAAGGCUCCCGGAGGAAGAUAGACAGACGGAGAGUCAACAAGGUAGAGUCAUCGCACCACCAGCCACUGCCUCAUCGCCCCAAUAUUAACACACACCAGCACCCCUCCACUCCUCCUCCACACCCCUCACCUGUUCAAGACGGGGCCCACUCUCAUCCCUCCACCCGACCCCCCAGCCCUGAGCAGGAUGAACACCCCCCCACCACGGGACAGAACGGGGAGCGGAAGCAGGGCAGGGAUGCAGGGAGAGGGAGUACAGCAGUCAACGGAGGGGUGCACUGGCCUCAGGAGCGCCUCCUCGCCCCCCACCCCCCUGUUCCCCUCUCAGACGACAGGCUGUCAGAAGACGAGGAGGAGAUGGAGGGAGUGGGGAACGGUGGGGUGCCCAGCUUUACUUCAGCCCCCCUGGCAGAGCAAGAGGUGGCCACAGGGGCAGGAGGAGGGGGUAGGAAGAGGAAGUCUCAGACCCCCCAGCAGUGUCCUGUCUGUCAGAAGAUCAUCCACGGAGCAGGGAAGCUGCCCAGACACAUGAGAACACACACCGGGGAGAAACCAUUCGAGUGCUCUACCUGCGGGGUCCGCUUUACCAGGAAUGACAAGUUGAAGAUCCACAUGCGUAAACACACAGGGGAGCGUCCGUACCCUUGCCCCCACUGCCCUGCCCGCUUCCUGCAUUCCUACGACCUGAAGAACCACCUGUCUCUCCAUAGUGGGGCACGCCCCUUCGAGUGCCCGCUCUGCCACAAGGCCUUCGCCCGCGAGGACCACCUCCAGCGCCACCGCAAGGGCCUCAGCUGCCUGGAGGUCCGUACCCGGGCACGGCCGAGGCGCGGGCCUGGGGCUGACCACGGGGAAGAGGGCAGAAGGGUUAGAGGAGGAGGAAGAGGGUAUUCUCCAGACCAACUCAACCCGCUGGAGAAUCUGCCCCUGCAGCCCCACGCCUCAGCAUUCCACCCCCGUGCUGGGAUGGUUGGCCUGGGGGAUGGGGCUGAGGCUGGGGCUGGAGGUCAAAUGGUGUUCCAGGAGGAGGCUGACGGGGAGCAAGCUAUAGCCCUCCUAGGGCCUCACAGGUUACCCUACCCUGGUCUGCUGUGGAGAGGCCUGGAGCUGGGGGUGAGAGGGGUGGAGGGGGAGGAGGCAGGCGGGGGCCACUCUCCUGCACUUCAGCAUGCAAGAUGGGAUAAGGAGGCAGAGGAGGAGGCAGAGGAGGAUGAGGAAGAUGAGUGAGAAGAGAGGAAGAGAAGAGCGUGCAUGGAUGUGUAUGCGUGUGCAUGUGUUUGUGUGCACGUAUGUGCAUUUGUAUAUGCAUAAGUGUGUGCGUGCGUGUGUGUGUCACCUACAGUAUGGAUGGGGAUCUCACUCAGGUGACUGGACCUGCUCCUUCUUACAAAGCGCUUAGAGAAAGACUAAAUGAUAGAGAAAGACUAAACGAUACAAAAAGAAUAAUGGAAAACGGGUUUUCUGAUUUGUUAUUGUUGUUUCAUGGCUCUCUGUUUUUAUUUCAGUUGUCUUUUAUUUCUAUUUUCCAUUAUUUCUAUUGUAUUUCAUGCUGUGGUUAUUCUUAUUAGCUGUACAUAAAAAGAGGCUUUAUUGAGGGAAUGUUUUGCACAUAGAUGUGCUGAUGGGGAUAUGGGGUUCUUUUCUCUCACUAUGCAAACUGAAGUCAGGAGCUGAGAAAAAUGAUGUGUCCAGAUGUUUAAAAAAAAGAAGAGAAAAGAAAUCCUGUAUUUUUGAGCAGAGUGCUGUUAGUAAUAUAACUAUCAAAUGUUAUUGAAGUUCAAACAAUGUAUGUACAACAUCCAUCUGGCACUACUAAACCCUAUCACUCUUCAUGUCACUAUACUAGCACUCUCAGUGGGGUAGUAAGAAACCAGAAUCAUCCGGUUUUCAGUGGAAAAGCAGAGAAGACACAAAGCCUAAAAACCGGUAGCUUCCGGUUCCUUCCGACCCACUCAGGCGUUUGUUUUACGCCUGCUAAGUUAGGUAAGUAUAGUAGUAGGUGUGGAAUCUGCUGUUUCACUUUGGGUGUACCCUACUACCCUCUAGUGGUUAUUGGUGGAGCUAGUUGCCAAUGGCAACAAGUCACACAGGUUUCCUAUUGAAGAUAGCCAUUAUCUAACAGUAACAGUCAUAUUUUAACAAGGCUUAUUAUUUUGCUGUCUGUUGUAAGUAGAUUUUCAUGCCCUUUUAUGAGGCACCGAUGAUACCAAAGAUUUCAGUUAAUUUCUUCCUAAUCAAUCAGUUUGAUCAAGCACAGGAGCACCAGAGCUAUAGAUUGAGAUCCCAAUGGGCACGCACUGGUUGAAUCAUUGUUGGUUCCACUCCAUUUCAAUGAAAUUACAUUAAACCAACGUAGAAUAGACAUUGAAUUGAUGUCUGUGCCCAGUGGGAUGGCUCUAAGGGUAUCCUGGGAUUUUAGAGCCAAGGUUUGGUUAAAAGACCUGUCUUCAUUUGCCCGGUUCUCUGCUGCAGACUGCUAGAAGGGUUGGAGACUGCUUCCAUAGGUUCGAUUCUCUGUGGAGCUCUAGUGCUCUGUGAAAAAUGCCUGACCAAAACUAGACUACAUCUGCAGGGUCAUUGGAUGAUUGUUAAUGAGAGGUGUGUUUGUUGCUUUAGCGUUUACUUUUUGACAUCGACGGGACAAUUCCUUUCCAAAGUUUCCUUCUUUAGAAUGUCUUCUGAUCAUGCACUCCUCGUUUUUUUUAUUGCAAAAUGAGCGAGAGAAAAGGAGAGACCAAGAGGGAAGGAGGGAGUGAGGGAGAGACCAAAAGGGAAGGAGGGAGUGAGGGAGAGACCAAGAGGGAAGGAGGGAGUGAGGGAGAGACCUUGAUCUCUUCAUUGCUCUGUAUUUAUUUAUUUAUUGUUAUUUAUUGUGGCUUUCCAGUUGAAACUGUGUGUGUGACCUGACCCAGGAUAUCCACAGUGACCUGACCCAGGAUAUCCACAGUGACCUGACCCAGUGUAUCUACAGUGACCUGACCCAGUGUAUCCACAGUGACCUGACCCAGGAUAUCCACAGUGACCUGACCCAGGAUAUCCACAGUGACCUGACCCAGUGUAUCUACAGUGACCUGACCCAGUGUAUCCACAGUGACCUGACCCAGGGUAUCCACAGUGACCUGACCCAGGGUAUCCACAGUGACCUGACCCAGGGUAUCCACAGUGACCUGACCCAGGGUAUCCACAGUGACCUGACCCAGGGUAUCCACAGUGACCUGACCCAGGGUAUCCACAGUGGCCUGACCCAGGGUAUCCACAGUGACCUGAGCCAGGGUAUCCACAGUGACCUGAGCCAGGGUAUCCACAGUGGCCUGAGCCAGGGUAUCCACAGUGGCCUGACCCAGGGUAUCCACAGUGGCCUGACCCAGUGUAUCCACAGUGACCUGACCCAGUGUAUCCACAGUGACCUGACCCAGUGUAUCCACAGUGGCCUGACCCAGUGUAUCCACAGUGGCCUGACCCAGGGUAUCCACAGUGGCCUGACCCAGGGUAUCCACAGUGGCCUGACCCAGGGUAUCCACAGUGACCUGACCCAGGGUAUCCACAGUGACCUGACCCUGGGUUUGACACAGUGACCCGCAACACCACUUGGCUCGGUCCCCUUCUGGCACAGUUGAAGUGCUCUGUACCUGCUUCCUUUUGAGUCUUAAGAGAAACUGCAUUGUGCUUAACGUGACGGCUAACAAAGACCCGUACACCCAGUGCCAUGUUGGGUGAAAGGUCCUCUGUUGGCUAUUCUUCCUCCUUUUGCAUUUGUUUUGCACAACACAUCACACCCUGAAAAGGUACUGCAAUAAUACUGGCACAUUCCAUCCCCUGGGGGAGAAAGAAGGGAUCAGAAAAGAGAGGGGGAAAAGAGACAGACCGAGCCUUUCUCUCUCUCUCUCUUUAGAGCACAAGACAACUGUCGCACCACCUGUAGCCGUUUCACACUUUCAGUUAAAGAGAUAAGCAUCAACUGCACUUAGGGAGAUAACUGUGUUGUGGAUUCAACAUGUACUGUAUGUUAUUGUGUUAUCUGUCAAAUCUGUGUGUAUAAGUCACAGAUAGGCCCUUAGGGGGCCUGUCUCUAGGAGACCAGCGACCAUCUUGGGUGGCCCAUUGCAGGUGUAAGGCUACUUUGCUUACAGAUAAUCAACCAUUUCUUCAAAGUCUGUCACUCUUUAGGUGAUAGUGAGUUAUGUUCUUUAUUUACAACUAUUUACGAGGGCUGUAUCUCUAGCCUGAAGCUUAUGUAGCUCUAGCAGACUGGACCUGUGUGUGCUAUCCAUUCCACGCUAUGUACAAGAACUUUCCUUGUUUCUGAUUUAUUUGCACUAAAAUAUUGAGAGCUUUUAAUUUUUUUUUGUUUCACCUCCUUAUCCAUUCCAUGACGUCACUCAGUAUCGUUUAUGAUUGUAAGAGAAGAUAUCUGUAUAUUGUUCCUUCAAUUCUUGAUAAUAACAUUGGUCUAUAUUCUUUCUACUGCGUAGUGUAAUAAUCAUGAUAAGAGAUUGCUAUGUAAAGGGGUGAAGCUGCCUUGGACUUUUGUUUUUGUGCUGCAACUAUUCUCAGGAAAUCUUGAGCAAUGCACUAAGUAAUUAUGCAAAAUUGUGGGGGAGAUAUGCUGUGUAUAUAUGUAGCCUAUGUAUGUUCAUACAUAUGUCUGAAGAGCUAGUGACACCUUUCACUCAAAAGUACGGUUCCAAUAUAACACCUUGUACCACAUGACUAUGAGGAAGUCAGAUAAAAGCAAAUUGAGGAAUAGUAGAUAUCCAUUUGUAUGGUAAAACAUGUACAAUGUAGUGUACAUCAAUUGACACCAGCCAGUCACACAUUGUGCUGAAAGGUUUUUUGUGCUGAGGGGUGUUGCUACCAGCAUUUAGAGAGCUUGGUGAGUGAAUGAGAGGGAAACAUUAUGCCAGCUGUGAAGUGUGGUGUUUCUAUGGAACUUUGUCGUUUUAUUUGGCUUUGGUGAAGGGAUCUGGGGUAUGUUUUGAAUAGAGACACCACUAUCAGGGAUACAUUUUUGUCUUUCCGUUUUUGGUGGACCUUCUGUCAGAGAUAUUAAUUCAUUUUCCCAUCAUUUGUUUCAGAUAAUGUAAAGAAAACAGAUAAAUAAACAAAGAUCUAUCCC
This is a messenger RNA of Oncorhynchus kisutch (coho salmon), 6145 nucleotides long. RefSeq names its product zinc finger and BTB domain-containing protein 7B. Gene Ontology annotation, biological process: regulation of transcription by RNA polymerase II; positive regulation of gene expression. The coding region runs from base 544 to 2256 and encodes 570 amino acids. Lineage: Eukaryota; Metazoa; Chordata; Actinopteri; Salmoniformes; Salmonidae. Gene Ontology annotation, molecular function: RNA polymerase II cis-regulatory region sequence-specific DNA binding; protein binding; DNA-binding transcription factor activity, RNA polymerase II-specific. The record is from RefSeq and is a predicted model, not a curated record. The transcript has 4 exons.